AAAAAUGUCAUCAUCCCAAAGUCAUCAUACUUCAAUGCACGAGAAACGUGUCUACAAAGUAGACAACGAAUUCCGUCCCGCAGGUCGUGUCUUCCUGAAAGCACAAAACCCAAUUCCCGUGCCAGAGCGCAAAUCUAGCCUCAAAAUGUACGUGCCAAAAGGUCCUGCCAUCACGACGCCUGUCGACGACCCCAACAAAGGCGUAACGUUCGAGCAUCAAGUUUUGCACGAAAAACAUGUCGAAGCUGUUGUCUCCGAUUACGCAUCGCCUUACGAUCAAUUUCCCUCGGGAGAUUUUCGAUCUUUGCCGCCUGUCGACACUGUCGACGCAUCAUCUAGUCAAGCGCUUGUGCGCGCCGGAAACGGCGCUCCGGGAAUGUCUUUCGCGGAAAUCACGAGAAACAAGAGAUCUGCCACGGAAGUCACGGGAAGCAGUUUCGAGACGACGAAACGCAGUCAACGCGGCGACGAUGGGCAUCGACGUGUCACAACGCAUAUUGUGCGCAAAGUAACGACUCUCAGUAGAGCACAGGAAAAGGCAAUGGCAGAUAAUCAGAUGCAAUUGACGAAAGAUGUUAGAACCGUGGAAUUGGGUUAUGUGUCGGGAGCACUUCCGAAUAUCCCGAAACGGCAAAAGUUGGUUGGAAAGACAGACAUCAAAAAUCAUUAA
This is a messenger RNA of Culicoides brevitarsis, 670 nucleotides long. RefSeq lists its product as uncharacterized. The transcript has 2 exons. The coding region runs from base 5 to 670 and encodes 221 amino acids. The record is from RefSeq and is a predicted model, not a curated record. Lineage: Eukaryota; Metazoa; Arthropoda; Insecta; Diptera; Ceratopogonidae.